Messenger RNA from Schistosoma spindalis, 4565 nucleotides. Lineage: Eukaryota; Metazoa; Platyhelminthes; Trematoda; Strigeidida; Schistosomatidae. The record is from the annotation of a GenBank genome assembly.
GUGUGUACUGGUUUAACAGAUAUCACAUAUGCAAUAUCAAUACUGGAGGACCAUAACUGGGACUUGACGGCGGCUGUUUCCAGCAUUAUUAGCGACGUGUUGCCAGGAUCAUCAGUUGUCCAAGAAGAUCAAUCUAUUCCAUACUCCACAGUUUUUCCUAUUACUCCGCUUGGUGGACCCAUUCUGUCAUCUGAAUCUUCAGUAAAUCAUAACUUAGGGACUCAGACCGUUUCCGUAUCAACUAUGUGUGAUAUCGAUACUGAUAUUUCAGGGUGCGAUAUAUCUCCAGCGAUUUCUCGAUCCGUUAUUGAACUGGACAGUGAUCAAGCUACUUUUAAUUCCAAUAGACCAGUUCGUAUCUUGAAUUUUGAAAUAGAUUUGGAAUUACCUGUAAAUGAUGAUACAGAUCAUGAACAAAAGGUUGUAAAAGAAAGUUUUCCUUUUCCUGAUACGGAGACAGUUGGAUUUUUGAAACAACAUUUUAUUGACUGUCGGUUGACUGAGCUCAUACAGUUAGCAACUAGUCCAGAAUUAGAAUCGAAAAUAACUGAGUGUAGCAAAGACAACCUCUUGAAGCACCUUGUUUUCGAGAGUUCUGGAUCUCAUUCUUUUUCUGACAACUCAAUGCUCCUUCGUGCAUUACAUCUGCCGAAAUGUAUUAAACUUCGAGCUAAACUCAAUCCGGAUCCAUUACCUUACUCUAAUUAUUCAAAUCAACAAAAUGGACAAGUUGUAUUACAUAUUAGUGUAUAUAAAACAAAUGAUAAUGUACUACCGGCACAAACAAUAACUACUACUGGUAAUAGUAGUAGUAAUAGUAGUAUUUAUGAUAACAGUAAUAACCGUGACAAUGAUGAUAAUUAUAACACUAAAGAUAUUAAUCUAUCUGAAAGAGAUCAACUCAAUACUGAUAGAUCAUAUUCACCUUAUGCUUAUCAUUAUUUACGUUUACCAUGUGAUUCAUAUAUAUCAAAAAUACAUAAUGAUUUACAUCGUAUUACUGGUAUACCAAUAACAAAUCAAUUAUGGUCUAUUAAAUCAAAACAUCAUCGUAAUGAUAAUAAUAAAAAUAAGAAGAAUAAUAAUCUAUUAUUUAAUGAACAAAUACCAUCGAAUGAAGUGUUAAAUUCAUUAGUCAAUGAAUUGAAUCGGCAUCAUACAUACCAGUUAAAUAAACAGUCGUUUAAAACUCAAUCCAUUUUAUCAAAACAUUCAAAUGUUGUUUCUACUAUCAACACUAAUGAUGAUGAUGAUGAUGUUGUUAUUGUUGCUGAACAAAAAUCUAGUCAUGACAAUUUCACAUUAGCUGAUUGUGGUUUAAAAUCCGGUGAUGUUUGUGAUUUAUGCUUGACUGCUUCAAAUCCAUUAAAUCAUCAUAAAAAUCCAAGGAAAGCUCAAUUAUCUCACAAUGAUGUUGAUGCCCAUUCCAAAUCAUUACAACAACAACGAGCAAAGAAAUCAUCUUCACAUUCUCUUGAUGAUAAUAUUCCUAGUGGUUCUUCCACUGCCACUACUACCACUGCUUCUGCUGCUGCUGCUGACGUCUUCAUCACUGAAACUUCUUCCACGAAGAAUAAAUCUAAUCGUAAAAUAUCAAGUUCGAAAAAACCCAAUUAUCGUAACAUAUCUCCAGAAAUUGGAUUCGAUGAUGACUAUGAUAACUAUAAUGAUGACAAUGAGGAGGAAGAGGAGGAUGAUGAAGAUUAUGACAUGGAUUACCAUUAUUCUAGUGAUGAGAUACUUGAUGAAACUGAUGAUAAAAAAAUCACUCCAUGGAAUCAACCAUUAAUUCCUGAUGAUCCAAGUUUCGAAGAUCCAGAAUUGGCUACACAACAAUUUUGUAUAGUAUUUUUACAACGUUAUUGUAGGGAUGGUGUGACUAUGUCACCACCAUUUUCUACAUGUAGCCUUGAAACUGCUCUAUCUUUGUCAGUUGGUACUAGUCAAGUGUGUGAUCGUAAACCAUUAUUUAUAUAUUUACACAAUGAUGCUAGUGUAGCAUGUCAUGUUUUCUGUCAACAAGUAUUAUGCUCAUCUGGUUUACUUAGAUUUUUAACUGAUCAUGAUUUUAGUUUAUGGCCAUGGGAUAUAACACAUACACGAACUAGAGAACGUUUAAUUGGUUGGCUUGAAGUAAAACUACCAAAUUUAUCAAGAAUAAUUACAUCAUUAACUGUAGAUAGUUAUCCUAUUCUAGCAAUGAUUGUCAAAUUAUCAGGUCAAUUAGAAGUGUUAUGUAUUGUAAUGGGUACUGGGAUUGUAAAAAUGUGGCCACCAAUUGACCAUUUUCCACCUUUACUAAAUGUACGUCGUAGUAGUAGUAGCAGUCAUUUUACACCAUCAUCAACAACAACAACAACAUCUGUACAAUCAAUGAAAAAUGAUGAUAAUUCCUCGUCAGUGAGCACUGGUUGUGGUAGUUUAAAACCUGAUGUAAUUGUUGCCGAAUUAUGGCAAGCUUAUACAACAUAUUUGGAAUUGCUAGAACCGGAAUGUGCAACUGAACGUGAAAUUAUUGCUCGACGACGUGUACUAGAAGAACAAGAAGCAGCUUAUGAAGAAUCAUUACGACGUGAUCAAGAAAAGGAAUGGGAACGUGCCAAAGCUAAAGCGGAAGAAGAUAAACGUAAACAACUUGAAGAAGAGAAACGUAUAAAUGAUGAAAUAAAAGCUACACAACAUCGAUUAUUCAUGGCUGCUAGUUUACCACCGGAACCACCUACACCAAAAACACCAGCAGCUGAAGCAUUUUUAUCUACACCAAAUGGUGUUGACGGUAUUACAACGUUACGUUUUCGUUUACCUCCUCAGUGUUCUAAUGAUCCAAAUGUAAAGCAUAGUACAAUGAUUCGACGUUUCGCUGGUUCAGACAUUUUAAAACAUGUAUUUAUGUUUAUGGAAUCGAAAGGUUAUUCCAAAUCAGAUUAUAAACUCUUCACUACAUAUCCAAUUCGAGAUUUAACUUUAAUGGAUGAAAAUAUGACUUUAGCUAAUUUAGAUCUUGUUCCACAAGAAACACUUACUUUAGAAUUACGUUGAAUAAAGGAAAUGUCAAAUAAUCGAAUUCACCAACCCAACCCACCCCACCCCAUCUCUAUUUUUGUUUGUUUGUUUGUUUCUUGAGAAUAUUCAUAAAAUAUAUAAAUAUAUAUGAUGUAUGUAUGAUGUAAUUGUAUGGUAUAAUUACUGCAAACACUGUGUACUUGUUUUUGGUUUAUUAUUAUUAUCUUUUGUUACACAGUCAACUUUGUACAUUUACUUACACAUACAACAUACAUAUAUACACACAUAUGCACAUAAGUGUGCAAUGGAUAAAUUCACAUUUUUCCUAUUAUUUAACAGUUUUAUUUUUUCGUCCCAUUUAUAAUUCAAAUCCCACUAUCAUAUAUAUUGACUCACAGACACGGACACACACACACACAUAUAUAUAUAUACGCAGGCACAUACACACGUUUAUACGCAACAACAAUAUGAUCAACACAAUUUUACUUAUCUCUUCUUUAUUGUCUCUUUUUUUUCUUUUCUUUUCUUUUCUUUGUUUUUUUAAAGAUCUAUUUGUAUUGUUAGUCUUUAUGUUAGACAUGGAAUGUUUAGGUGUAGAUUUGAAUUCUACACAUAGACCAUUAAAUGAAUCUACACUUUUUUCUUCUUUUUCUUGUUGUUCUUCUAUUCAAUAAUGUGUGUAUACAGGUUGAAUAAUAUGGUUUUGUCUUUGUUCCUCUUGUGUUUGGUCUCUCUCUCCCCCCUCUCUCACUCUGUGUGUAUGUGUUUGUUUGUUCAUUUCAUUGGUGUUAAACUUUUUUCUCUGUUCAAAAAAAAAAGAAACAUUUUUUUAUUCUUCAAAGAUAGAUACAUUGAUUUAUUUACUUAUUUCUAUAAAAAAAAAAUUGUAGAUGGUAUACUAUGGAAAUGUUUUGUUUGUUCAUUACAAAGAAGAAUGAUCAUGAUGAUGAUGAUGAUGAUUUGGAUUAGUGAUUGUUUGUUUUAUCUUGUUCUUCAUUCAUUUCAUCAAGAACUAUUGAAGAUCAUUUCAAUGAUCUAAAAGAUAAUUCUGUUGAUGGAUUUACUUCUUUUUUCUAAAGGAAAAGUAUCAAAUUGAAUGAAAAGAUUAAGUGAAAAGAUUUCAUUCUGUUAUUUAGAAUAAUAAUAAAUGCAAAAAAAAAAUAAAAACUUCUAUAAUUGUGUUCAUUUUUUUCUUGAAUCUGUUUUAUUUUUAUGAUUAUUAUUGUUUUCUUUUCUUUUUCUUUUUUUUUUUUUCGAAGUUUCUUUUAUGAUAUGGAUUGAUUAGAUUGUUUAUCUAAUUCUAUGUUUCGAUCUAUUAUCCUACAUAUAAGAUUUAAGUAUGUCUAUACGAAUUCUAUCCAGUCAGUUAGUCAGUAACAAUGUAGAACUUUGUAUAUAUGUACGCACGUACAUCAGUUCGAGUUAUCAUACCAUAUUAACACAGAGAUACAGUUAUCGAUACAAAUUCCAUAGUGGUAGUGGUAGUAAGAGUAUAAGCAGGAAUUGGAAAGAUUAGGGUUUAAAGAUGUUAUUCAAGGAGUAUAAUUCAUUGAAAUAGAUUU